AUGUUCUUCUUCUUCACCUGCGGAACACACACCUUCACCUCCCCACUCAAAGGCGCCGAGAGCGUCCGUGUGCAAUGCCAAAACUGCGGCAACUUUGAAACGGCCGUCAUGAAGCGCUGGGAGUGGUUUACGUUCUGCUUUAUUCCCGUUAUCCCCUUCUCACUUAAACCAUACAAGGAGGUCGGCUGCCGCACCUGCCGAUUUUGGCAGGAUAUCAAGUAUCGCCCGGAUGUGCUGCAGCAGAUGGAGCAAGGGCCGGGGCAGGGGGGACCGCCGAUUAUGAUGGGUGGGCAGGGACCGCCUCCACCGCAUGGUGUACCUCAGGGCGUGCCGCAGUAUAAAUAA
Messenger RNA from Bipolaris victoriae FI3, 345 nucleotides. RefSeq lists its product as hypothetical. Bases 1 to 345 code for a protein of 114 amino acids. The transcript is spliced from 2 exons. The record is from RefSeq and is a predicted model, not a curated record. Lineage: Eukaryota; Fungi; Ascomycota; Dothideomycetes; Pleosporales; Pleosporaceae.